AUGUGGCCAUACUUGCAAACCAUGGAGCAGGAUGUGUUGGAUAUUUCUACACUAACUGAUUACGUUAGCUAUGCCCGAAAGCGUAUACAUCCACAACUGUCAGAUGAAGCUGAUGAUGAAUUGAUUACCGACUUCGUAAAAAUCAGGGGUAAUAACAACAACUCCGAGGCAGGUUCUUUUCUUCACAGGAACAUUGACAAGGAUCUUAUUACCAGUGAUGUUUCGGCAAGUGAAAGGAUCAGACGAAAAAGUUUGAUUCAAGACACUCGCAACCUAAUCAUGGAGAAAAUGCAAAUUGAGGGACGAUCCAUGCAUUUAUUGGAGAUAUUGGAAGAAUUGAAGAAUCAGAGCCCUGGCAAUGAAAUUCAUCUUAAUGAUGUAAGCCCCUUUCCAUUUUCCACUCUUGCAAACGAAGGAUGUCUUUCCAUGGCUGGUGAUAGUGUAAAAAGAACUUGA
Molecule: messenger RNA, 456 nt
Organism: Vicia faba (fava bean)
Lineage: Eukaryota; Viridiplantae; Streptophyta; Magnoliopsida; Fabales; Fabaceae
Source: the annotation of a GenBank genome assembly